Coccinella septempunctata (seven-spotted ladybird) is the source of this 961-nucleotide messenger RNA. RefSeq lists its product as uncharacterized. The coding region runs from base 173 to 784 and encodes 203 amino acids. The transcript has 3 exons. The record is from RefSeq and is a predicted model, not a curated record. NCBI's taxonomy places the organism in Eukaryota, Metazoa, Arthropoda, Insecta, Coleoptera, Coccinellidae.
UUACCGAUACAAAUUAAAAAAGUAAACAAAAAUAAUGCAUAAAUUAACCUUUAUCACGUUUUGUUCACAGAUACGACAUCAACAUAGCAGCUAGGAGCAGCAGAAUAAUUUCAUAUCCUUGUAUUGCUGAAGAGAUUUGCAAAAUAUUUCAUUCUUAUGGAUUCUACGUACAAUGAGUAUACCUGUUUCAGAUUUAGCGAACAAACUUCGCUUACGACGCCUUUUGAAUCAAAGUCGUAAUCGUGAGGGUGUCAUACAGAAAAAUCUGAAGCCUUUGAAAGAGAAUGUUUCUAAGAAGAGGAUGGCUCAAACCAAAUAUUACAAUAAAUGUAAUCAAGGUAGAAGCCCGUUAUUGAAAGAUUUAGAUGCCAAGUUACCUGUACAGGAGAGAUUAGGAUUUCAUACGAGUACUAAAAAGAAAGUACCGAUUUUGGGAACUAGUACUAAUAUACUGAUGCCUAGAAAAAAUCGUAGAUUUCAGCGAAGGUGGAAUCAAUCCAGUGUGCAAAACGUUAGGAACAGAAAAUUUCGUAAUAGUACUAUUACUCAAAGACUGGGAAACCCCAAUAAACUGUCUUCAUUUAAAAUACAAGUUUUGACAGGUUCCGCAGGGACUCGAUCUAAUUCUAGUCAGAGAUUCCAAUUAACGUUAAAUCCAACGGUCCAGUUGGAAAUCAAACAAAUCCAAAAUUCCAGUCCAAGACAAAUAUUUCAUGGACUUCAUCCCAUAAUUCCAGUAGCUACUGGCAUUCCUUUGAAUCAUAGAUUCACCAGUUUGACCUGAUGAUUGUUGGAAAUUAUUAUUUAUUUAAGUUUGAGAACAGAUAACUAUGUUGAUGAGUUGUGAAUUACUUUAAUGAUUUAUGUUUGUUUUUUGCAGAAAAAGAAUUUUGUUUUGUUUGGAUUUCAAGUUUUGUAAAUGAAAUGUUUAUAUUUUAAGAAAAAUAUAUUUUUCAUAGAA